Molecule: messenger RNA, 4221 nt
Organism: Daphnia carinata
Lineage: Eukaryota; Metazoa; Arthropoda; Branchiopoda; Diplostraca; Daphniidae
Product: menin-like
Biological process (GO): regulation of transcription by RNA polymerase II; negative regulation of cell population proliferation; negative regulation of cell cycle
Cellular component (GO): chromatin; nucleus; histone methyltransferase complex
Molecular function (GO): Y-form DNA binding; transcription cis-regulatory region binding; protein binding
Source: RefSeq, a predicted model, not a curated record
GUUUGUUCAGGCAGUGAAAAAGUCAGUUGAUUCAUGAGUGAAGAAGUCACAAUCCGCCAAACAUCUGCUUCUUGUAUCCCGAGAACCUGCGUUUAAUCACAUUUAGACAACUUCCUCAAACUAUUUAGAUAAUAAUUCCAAAUUCGAUUCUAGCAUGAGAGAAUAUGUUGUAGGAACAAGAGUGGAGUGUGAUGGCUUUCGAGGCACCAUUCUUUAUAUUGGUGAAGUUCCACCAACUAAAGGAACUUGGCUUGGCGUAGAAUGGGAUGACCCAUUGAGAGGAAAACAUAGUGGUUCACAUGAAGGAGUUCAAUACUUUGUAACAAGAAAAUUAAAUGCAGGUUCAUUUGUUCGGAUCAACAAAAUUAAGCCAAAUCUGGAGUUUAGUCAAGCCCUUUCAGAUCGAUACCUUAAGGGUUCCACAGAUGGCUAUGCAGACAAGUUACUUAUAAGUGAACUAAGAGAUGAAAUGAAUGCUCCAUUUCUUGAACUUGUGGGAUUUGAAAAGGUUGGCCAAAAGCAAAGUAAUCUGCGUGAGUUGAGAAUUGCAGUGCUCGACCACUUGCGCAUUGAUCAUAGCAACCAUGACUUGGGGGAAGUAUGUCCCAACAUAGAAGAGUUGGAUCUCUCUUCCAAUCUUUUUGAUUCAUGGGAAGGGAUUGCAGCCAUCACGAGCCAGUUGCCAAGAUUGGCGGUUUUAAACGUCAGUGAUAACAAAUUAGCCAUUCCCGAGAAUCCCGCGUCUCUGAAAGCAGCAUUUAGUAACUUGACCCAGUUGCAAAUGAGCCAUAUGGAUUAUACAUGGAAAACCAUUGUCCAGGCUUCCGCAAUGUGGCCCACAAUAGAAGUUUUAGCGGUUCCAAAUAAUAACAUUAAAUGUCUCGAGUUUAUGGACAGUGACGUUUUUAAUCAACUGAGAGUAUUGAAUCUUGAAGGUAAUCAAAUUGAAUAUUGGGAGGAAGUAAACAAACUUGGACAGUUGCCUAACUUAGAACAAUUGUCUCUCUAUGGAUGUGGCCUGAGAAACAUCCAAGUCAAGGAAAACUCAUUUUCAAGGCUUUCAAAGCUCUCAUUGUCCAAUAACAGAAUCACCCAGUGGGAACAUAUCUCUGAAUUGGAUAAACUGCCAAUGUUAGUCGACCUUAAACUAUGCGGUAAUCAGGACUUUGAAGUUAAUAGUCAAGAAACCUUCUCACAGGGGAUUAUUGCUAGGAUUGGAAAUCUUCAAGUAAUCAAUGGUAGCCAAAUCUCUAGUGUUGAUAGGCGUGGUGCAGAGCUAGAUUAUCUCAAGCAAAAUGGCAAUGAAUACUUGUUCGUCUUGUCUCAACAGCAUUCUCCGACUGGCGAACAACAAAUAAGAAAUUUUGAAGCAAAGCAUCCUCGCUACAAAUGCCUUAUUCAAAAGUAUGGGCCACCUGAACAAGGCGAAUACGCAACAAAACCAACUACUUUGAAGAAUGCUCUAAUCAAUGCGCUAGUUCAUGGACGAGUAAUUGUACACUGUGGCGAAUAGGCUGUUCACCCCAGUACAAUCAAUGUAGGCCGUAUGUAUGGACGGACGGGUGCAUUCACAACACAUCAACAACAAGGCAUGGGAAAAAGAAAUAUGGACGCUCUCUCGGAGGAGGAAAAGAGAUUAUUUCCCCUGAAAACCGUCACAUCAGUCGUAUCACUAUUCGAAAGUAUUCUGAAACGAACUACCGAGCCAGAUUUAGCCUUGUUAUCCAUCAUUGUUGGAUGUAUUGAGAAUACCCUUACGUGUAAUCACCAACUUCUUGGUGGCGCCAAGUCAACUGUUUUAGCCGCGGCUACUACUAUUGACGAAACCAGUGAAAAACUUAUUGUCAUACCACCUAUUAGGAGGGAGGAUGAUUUUCCCGAGAUUGAGUGGUCAACAGUGGAAGCCCUUUACAUAAAAUUCAGAGCAGUUAUCAAAAGCUCAGUGGAUUUGACACAGUAUGGCUGCCCAGACUUUGCAACUCGUGAAAUUGUAAAAAGAGUUUCUGAUGUCAUCUGGAACACAUUAACCAGGAGUUACUACAAAGAUCGAGCACAUUUACAAAGUUUGUAUAGCUAUUUAACAGGAAAUAAACUCGACUGCUUUGGUGUUGCCUUGGCUGUAGUGGCGGGUUGCCAAGUAUUGGGUUUUGAUGAUGUACAUUUGGCAUUGUCAGAAGACCAUGCUUGGGUUAUGUUUGGACCAGAGAGCAAAGAAACUGCAGAAGUGACAUGGCAUGGAAAAGGCAAUGAAGACAAACGGGGCCAACCAGUGGACUCAGGAAUACUUGCAAGAUCAUGGCUCUAUGUAGCAGGCAAUCCAGUGAUUUGUUCUAGAUUCACUGAGGUUGCCUCACUUGUUUCCUCAAUCAAUCCCAGUAUUACUGCUACCACUGACAGUUUGGAGGUCGCGUCAAUGCAGCAGGCUUUGUUAUGGGUGUUGUACGACACAGGUCAUCUUACACGGUAUCCCAUGGCCCUCGGCAAUCUGGCCGAUCUAGAAGAAUUAAUUCCAACACCUGGUCGCUGCCAUUGUGGCCAACUUUUUAGUCAAGCUAUUGAGGUGGCGAGACGAUGUUACGGUAACAGCCACGUCUACCCUUACACUUACCAAGGGGGUUACUUCUAUCGAAACCGGAUGUACAAAGAGGCACUUGAAAGCUGGGCCAAUGCGGCGGACGCUAUUCGAAGCUAUAACUAUUCGCGAGAGGAUGAAGAAAUAUACAAGGAAUUCCUCGAAAUCGCCAACGAACUGAUUCCUUUUGUGAUGAAAGUUGAAGGGUCGGGUCACAGCGCCCGUUCAAUAUUAAAAGACUCCGAGUGUUUUGCCCAUCUGCUCCGUUUCUACGACGGCAUUUGCCAGUGGGAGGAAGGGAGCUGCACGCCUGUUCUUCACAUAGGAUGGGCCAAACCUUUAGUCAACACCAUCUCCAAGUUCGAUUCGCAAGUUCGGAGACACGUCGUUAUCUCAUGCUCCGAGGUUGCAGAAGAAGAUACACCAGCCACGAAACCACCAGAGGGCAAGGCCGAGUUCCAUCGGGAAGAUCUCGAUGCCAACGCCAAUCAGGUUGUCCUCCCCUGGCCGCUAGCAAAGGAGCAAGAGAAGGAAGAGCGGCUAGUUGACAGUCAUGUUGGUGACAAGACGGCCGACCAGAAGGCGUGGUUAGGGUCGACUGCGCUGGCCGCCCUCACCGAUCUCUGUGGUCGAACAGUCCUGAGCCAGGCCUUCUUCCUUGGUUCGGACAUUAAAGCCGGAUCAGACUCGCAAGCGAUUCAAACUUUGACCAUUUCAGGGACUGCUGCCUCAACUGACAGCCCGGUGAAAAUAGUGACCAAACCAAAAUUGUACCUUCGUAGCCAUAAAAUGGCCGGACUCAAAGAUCUGCUGCUGUCGGAGAAACUCAACACGCACGCCAUUUCGCUUCAGUUAACGGCACAAAGUCAAGUACAGCUUGGCGGCCGUAAACUGCGUGGCGAAGAAGCCAAAGAUGCCAAACAGGACGGACGAGAUGCGAACCUUUCAAGACCCAAAAGAACCAGAAAAGAGUAGUGAACUUUACAGCAAACUGACAGGCUCAAAAGUUCUGUUUUAUUUUUUUAUUUUUAUGAUUUUUUUUUUGUUAUUUAUUUUUGGUUUUCUAUUUCUAUAAUGUGUUGAUUACAAAUAUUACCGAAAUGACAGAUAUUUCCAUUCACAAUGGAAUGUCUGGAUGCUUUUUGGUCGGUUGUGGACAGCCUUUGCCUUACAUUCGUGUUUCCACCAAAUGCUACUGCGCAGUUUGGUUUUUGGUUUUUCCCCUCAAUUACUGCCACCUUUUUUAAAUUUUUCCUAAUUGAGUUUCCUAGCUGCCUACCCCUUCCCCAGUGAUGGAAGAAGUUGAUCUGUUUUCAGCUUGUGUCGUGACCGAAGAUAACCCAACCAAUAAUGUUAUGUGUAAUGGAGCCCAGAAUUCAAAUCAAACGAUAAAAAAGGAAUUGAAGCCAUCGUUUCCUUUUUCAUUGUGCUUCGAAUUCGUUCUAGAUGUUGCUGAAUUCAUACAUUCCACGGUGAUGGCAAAGACAUAUGAGUGACAUUAUGUACCUGUAUUCUUACUCUAUUGUGAAAUCUUUUUUAAAAUGUGGACAGUUAGUUCAUUACUGAACGGACAAAUGCCAUCCUUAUAUCUUUUGAUUGUGUAUCUGAUUUCGCUGGGGUGAAUAAAUAUGUAAAAUAUAAUGAUUAAA